This is a messenger RNA of Arabidopsis lyrata subsp. lyrata, 2003 nucleotides long. Its product is annotated as probable protein S-acyltransferase 23. The transcript has 13 exons. Gene Ontology annotation, biological process: protein palmitoylation. Bases 206 to 1834 code for a protein of 542 amino acids. The record is from RefSeq and is a predicted model, not a curated record. Gene Ontology annotation, cellular component: Golgi membrane. Lineage: Eukaryota; Viridiplantae; Streptophyta; Magnoliopsida; Brassicales; Brassicaceae. Gene Ontology annotation, molecular function: palmitoyltransferase activity; protein binding.
AAAAAAUUUAUAACCGUAACCGGUGGUUAAUCGACCGUAACCGUAAUAACCGUAACCGUAGUCAUGCCUAGACCAUGUUAAAGUCUAGUCUUUGCCAAGACCCAAGAUCCAAGAUCCGAGAUAUACCCACUCUGGAUCCGACCUAUUUAUUCAUCUCUUUCUUAAGCCGUCACAUUUCAAUUUCAAUUCAGAUCGUUGAACAAUAAUGGACUCGUCGGAGAUCGAAGUAGUGCCUCUGGAUUCCAACUCUCACCAAAACCCUAACGAUUCACCAACCAUCACCGACGUCUUCUCCGCCUCUGCUUAUGGCGAUCUCCACCAACUUAAGCAUUUCGUCGAACAUAAUGGCUCUUCAGUUUCUCUUCCCGACGAUAAUGGCUACUACGCUCUUCAAUGGGCAGCACUCAACAAUUCCCUCCACGUUGCUCAAUAUAUCAUCGAGCAUGGUGGUGAUGUUAAUUCAGCUGAUAAUAUACAACAGACACCAUUGCAUUGGGCAGCUGUUAAAGGCUCCAUUGAUGUUGCUGACCUUUUACUGCAAAAUGGAGCUCGUAUUGAAGCUGUUGAUGUCAAUGGGUUCAGGGUAUAUCUUCUUUCUGUGGCAGUUCAUGUUGCUUCUCAAUAUGGACAGACAGCAUUCUUGAAUCAUAUUAUUGUGGACUAUGCAGCUGAUUAUAACGCACUGGAUAAUGAAGGGAGGAGUCCACUACAUUGGGCUGCUUACAAUGGAUUCACAGAAACAGUUCGAUUACUUCUCUUCCGGGAUGCAUGUCAAAAUAGACAAGAUAACACAGGUUGCACUCCUUUGCACUGGGCUGUAAUUAAGGAAAAUGUUGAGGCUUGUACACUGUUAGUUCAUGCUGGAACUAAAGAGGAACUGAUAUUGGAAGAUAACACUGGAUCCACUCCACUUAAGCUUGCAUCUGAUAAAGGUCACAGGCAGCUCGCUCUUUUCCUUUCGAAGGCAAUGCGAACUCAUAAUAAUAGUUUUUUGGACAAGAUCUUUUGUGGAAAAUUGGGAGAGACUAGCUAUGCUCCUAUGUUGUUCAGCUUAAUAGUCAUUCUUAUGGUCCUCUUCAUCACAUCCAUUGUUUCAGCUUCUAAUCUCCCAAAGAUAACUGCUAUGGUUGGUCUAUGGGCGUGUUUCGGUCUUUCAUGUGGUGUUUACGCACUGAUAGCUUUCUAUCGUGUUACCAGAAAAGAUCCCGGGUACGUUAAAAGAACUGGUGAAGUUAACAGCCAACAUACUGCCAACGACCCUUUGAUUGAUAUCAAUUUCAAAAACCCCUCAUGGAAAGGAAACUGGUCCCAACUCUGCCCUACUUGCAAGAUAAUUAGACCGGUGCGAUCUAAGCACUGUCCCACCUGUAAGCGCUGCGUUGAGCAGUUUGACCAUCACUGCCCUUGGAUUUCCAACUGUGUCGGUAAAAAAAAUAAACGCGACUUUUUAGUCUUUGUGAUCAUGGGAGCUUUAACAUCAUUCGUUGGUGGCACAACUGCUGUUCAAAGAUUAUGGAGAGGUAUCCCACAGAUACACCACAGAGAAUCAUGGAUUAAACAUAUAGUCAUUGAACACCCCGAUGCUGCUGUGUUUCUGUUUUUCGACUUACUCAUUUUCAUUGCGACAAUGACGUUGACAAUCUCACAAUCUUAUAUGAUAGCUCGGAAUAUUACAACCAACGAAUUAUGGAACGCAAAAAGAUUCAGUUAUUUGCGGGGACCUGAUGGAAGAUUCUACAACCCAUAUAACCACGGCUGGCGAAGAAACUGCACCGAUUUUUUGCUUCAUGGCUACACCAGGGACGACGAGGUUGUCCCGUCUUCAAUUCUCUGAAUUUACAUCUCCUCAUCUCAUUGUUACAUGCACAAACCUUCUGAUUCAGUGUAAUAUGUAUAUAGAUAUCUCCUAUGUUGCAAAGUGGGUUCAAGUUUCUUCUCCUUUACUUGACACACGUCUUACACUGUAAUUUUUUCCUUUAUAUCACUCACCAGUUUUACCAUAA